AUGGCGGAGUUCCCGUCCAAAGUGAGCACACGGACCAGCAGCCCCGCUCAGGGCGCCAGCGCCUCGUCCUGGACGCUGCGCCCGGACCUGGGCUUCGUGCGCUCUAGCCUGGGCGUGCUCAUGCUGCUGCAGCUGGUGCUGGGGCUGCUGGUGUGGGCCCUCAUUGCCGACACCCCGUACCACCUGUACCCGGCCUAUGGCUGGGUCAUGUUCGUUGCCGUCUUCCUCUGGCUGGUGACAAUCGUCUUCUUCAUCCUCUACCUGCUUCAGCUGCACCUGAAGUGGUACACCGUGCCCUGGCCGCUGGUGCUGAUGAUCUUCAAUGCCAGUGCCACCGUGCUCUACAUCACCGCUUUCAUCACCUGUUCCGCCUCGGUGAACCUAACCUCCCUGAAGGGCAGCCGGCAGUACAACCAGCAUGCGGCUGCCUCCUUCUUUGCCUGUUUAGUGAUGAUUGCCUACGGGGUGAGCACUUUCUUCAGCUUCCAGGCCUGGCGUGGAGUGGGCAGCAAUGCAGCCACCAGUCAGAUGGCUGGGGGCUACGCCUAA
Messenger RNA from Ochotona curzoniae (black-lipped pika), 549 nucleotides. RefSeq names its product plasmolipin (gene PLLP). Gene Ontology annotation, molecular function: structural constituent of myelin sheath. Gene Ontology annotation, cellular component: membrane. Gene Ontology annotation, biological process: myelination. Bases 1 to 549 code for a protein of 182 amino acids. The record is from RefSeq and is a predicted model, not a curated record. The transcript is spliced from 4 exons. NCBI's taxonomy places the organism in Eukaryota, Metazoa, Chordata, Mammalia, Lagomorpha, Ochotonidae.